GAUUAUUUCGCUGUAUCACAGUCAGUCACGAACGAUGUAUAGCUAAGAGUACAUCGAUUUAUCCAACCAAGAGUCAUUUAUCGUCCAAGAGAGACAAAAUGACCGUCGUGCUAGUGUCUCUGAUUCUUGGAGCGCUUAUAGCUUUUUACUUUUACUUGACGCGAAAUUAUAAGUAUUGGCAAAAACGUGGAAUUCCGUACGUGGAUGGAGCCCUGCCAGGAUUCGGUAACAUGUUGCCGGUGAUCUUAAUGAAGACGGAUAUUAGUGAGUUAUGUCUUAAGAUCUACAAUGAUAACAAGGGUCGCAGCAUGGUCGGUCUUUACGACUUUAUGUCGCCAGCAUUGAUGGUCCUCGAACCCGAGUUAGUGAAAACGAUAGUACAAACCAAUUAUUCAAGUUUCGCUAAAAACGCCAUCGAUAUUGAUCCCAACUUAGAUCCGCUCCUGGCACAUAAUCCCUUCGUCCUUACUGGUGAGAAUUGGGCACACAACAGAAAGCGCAUGACUUACGCAUUCUCCAGUAUGAGAUUGAAGAUGCUGCUCGAAAGUGUUAAACAAGUGUGUACAACGUUUGAAAAUUACAUGAAUGAAAAGCUGAACAAUAACCAGACAGAGUUCGAACUGAAGAACUUGUUCGCCAGGUACACCGCACAGGUGGUAGCCGCUGCUGGUUUCGGCGUUGAUGGAUUCUGCUUCGACGACGAGAAAAAGGACAUGUCCUUCAAGAAACUCGGACAAGCCAUUUUCGAGCCGUCUUUACGAAAUUCAAUCGUGUUUGCUGUUACGUUUCUCGUGCCAUCGUUAAACAAAAUCUUUAAACUAGGCGUCAUUCCGAAGCACGUAGACAAUUUCUUUAGGACACUGGUUACAGAACUCAUGGAGCAAAGAAGAAAGGACGGAAUACCUAGAAACGAUUUUCUCCAUUUGAUGGCUGAACUAGAGCGAGCAGAGGGUGAAAAAUUCGAUAAUGAAAUGCUCACGGGUCAGGCAAUGUCAUUCGUUCUCGAUGGCUACGAAACGUCUAGCAGUGUUAUGAGCUUCGUCGGAUUUUAUUUGGCUUGUUAUCCAAAAAUACAAGAGAAAUUACGCGAGGAAGUGAUAUCCGUGCUCAACAAAUAUGAUAGUGAAAUUACGUAUGAAGGCUUGAAGGAGAUGACAUACAUGGACCAGGUCAUCAAUGAAACGAUGAGGUUGGUCCCCGCAGCAUUGUUGAUGAAGAAACGAUGUACGGAAGAGUUCGAAUUGAAAGGAUCCGAUGGAGUUGUCUGUCGCGUGCCACCUGGAAUGACGAUUUUUAUACCAGUUCAAGCUCUCCACAAAGAUUCUCAAUACUGGGAAAAUCCGGAAGAAUAUGAUCCUGAAAGAUUCAACUCGGAUAGAAAAUCCAACAUCGAUAGAUUUACCUUUCUUCCAUUUGGCGAAGGCCCGCGAAUCUGUGUGGGCAUGAGAAUGGCCCAGCUACAGGUAAAGGCAGGUUUGGCUAUGUUCGUGAGAAAAUGCAAGCUGGAACUAUCCCCGAAAACGCAAAUGCCUUUAAAGUUGAUUCCUGGCACCAUAUUACCAACACCAAAAGGCGGUCUGUGGGCCUAUUGUCGGCAGCUUUAAACAUCUUCUUUUAAUUUUUUUUAAUUU
Molecule: messenger RNA, 1631 nt
Organism: Trachymyrmex cornetzi
Lineage: Eukaryota; Metazoa; Arthropoda; Insecta; Hymenoptera; Formicidae
Product: cytochrome P450 6j1
Exons: 2
Coding region: 99-1604 (501 amino acids)
Molecular function (GO): monooxygenase activity; oxidoreductase activity, acting on paired donors, with incorporation or reduction of molecular oxygen; heme binding
Source: RefSeq, a predicted model, not a curated record